Molecule: messenger RNA, 852 nt
Organism: Loxodonta africana (African savanna elephant)
Lineage: Eukaryota; Metazoa; Chordata; Mammalia; Proboscidea; Elephantidae
Product: olfactory receptor 14I1-like
Exons: 1
Coding region: 4-852 (282 amino acids)
Biological process (GO): G protein-coupled receptor signaling pathway
Cellular component (GO): membrane
Molecular function (GO): odorant binding; olfactory receptor activity; G protein-coupled receptor activity
Source: RefSeq, a predicted model, not a curated record
CAAAUGGACAAUCUCACAAAAGUAACAGAAUUCCUGCUCACAGGAUUUUCUGAUAUAUGGGAGCUCCAGAUAUUGUAUGCUGGGCUUUUUCUGUUGAUUUACCUGGUAACACUAUUGGGGAAUCUUCUCUUUAUGAUGGUCAUUACUCUCGAUCAGUGUCUUCACACACCCAUGUACUUCUUCCUGAAGAACCUCUCCUUUUUGGAUUUGUGCUACAUCUCAGUCACCGUGCCUAAGUCCAUCCACAGCUCACUGGUGCACAACAACUCCAUCUCUUAUCUUGGCUGUGUGGCCCAAGUCUAUUUUUUCUUUGCUUUUGCAUCUGCUGAGCUAACCUUUCUCACCGUCAUGUCCUAUGACUGCUAUGUUGCCAUUUGCCAACCCCUCCAAUAUGGAGCCAUGAUGACAUCAGGAAAAUGCCACCAGAUGGCAGCCAUAGCCUGGCUAAUUUGUUUUUCUUAUGCUGCAGUCCACACUGGCAACAUGUUUUGGGAGGCCAUUUCAAGAUCCAACAGAAUCCACCAGUUUUUCUGUGACAUCCCUCAUGUGCUGGCCCUCGCUUCCUGUGAGAUUUUCUUUGUUGAGUUUGUGACUCUGGCACUGAGCUCAUGCUUGGUCAUGGGGUGCUUUGUUUUUAUGAUCAUCUCGUAUUACCAGAUCUUCUCAACAGUGUUCAGGAUCCCUUCAGUAGAGAGUCGAGCAAAAGCCUUCUCCACCUGCUCCCCACAGCUAAUUGUCACCGUGCUCUUCCUCACCACAGGGCUCUUUGCUGCCUUGGGACCAAGAGACAAAACUUCAUCUAUUCAAGAUCUGGUGAUUGCUACAGCAUAUAUGGUUUUGCCCCCUUCCUGA